AACGCUGCGAAUGUUGUGAAUUCUUUAAUUUUUCUACAACAUUUUCCUCCCAACUUUCAGAAUCUCGCUGCUACUCGAUCGUAUGGCAAUCUGGAGGUCGAUGUAUUUGAGGCUCUUCAAUAUAGGCGCCAGAAGUUUUCGGGUGUGUCCACUUGCAUGCUACACAGCACACUGAAGGAAAUAAUCGAUAUUAUCGUGGAUGCCGAGGUCCACCGACUUGUGGUUGUUGAUGAAGCCCAGCAUGUUCUUGGAAUCGUUUCACUCUCUGACAUCCUCCGCUUCCUAAUCCAAAAGCAUCCAAUGUCUGAAUGA
This is a messenger RNA of Rodentolepis nana, 312 nucleotides long. The record is from the annotation of a GenBank genome assembly. Lineage: Eukaryota; Metazoa; Platyhelminthes; Cestoda; Cyclophyllidea; Hymenolepididae.